AUGGUUGAUUGGAAAACCUCGAAGGAAAUAAAGGCAGAAGGCAUCGCUUUCACUAAGGUGGUCUAUGUGCUGUUUGGAAUUUACAUAUGGGAAAUCUGCACGACUGGCGGAUUCGAGUUAUCUGUGUUCUUGGGUAGGCGCAAGCUGGCUUGGCCUUUGGUGCUUUUCUUCUUUCUGUGCCGUUACAGCAUGCUCUUUUCUUUCAUUGGAUUCAUGACGCUUUGGGAGUGGGAACGUCGGGCAGUUCUGUCGAUGCUUGCCUUGUCAUUUGGGAAGUGUGCGAUCCUAAUUGGCACCAUAAUGACCGUGCAAGCAUCGUGGGAUUACCAAGCUGGAGCUUGUAUAGUUGUCAGGACAAAUCAUAUCCUCUUGAACCUGAACUACACCUACACCAUGUCAUUUGACUUUUUGAUUUUGGUGAUGACACUAUUCGUUCUCAGAAAACGUUUCAGGCAUGAAGAUCUUUCGGGCCUUCUCCGUCGUGAUGGCUUGGUUUACUUCCUCAUCACAUCGACCUGCAACACCAUUCCAGCUGUCUUAGCUGCUCUCAACCUCAAUAGUGAGCCAGCCAUGUUGCAAUGUUUUGGGAAUCAAACCUGA
This is a messenger RNA of Suillus plorans, 600 nucleotides long. RefSeq lists its product as uncharacterized. Bases 1 to 600 code for a protein of 199 amino acids. Lineage: Eukaryota; Fungi; Basidiomycota; Agaricomycetes; Boletales; Suillaceae. The transcript has 6 exons. The record is from RefSeq and is a predicted model, not a curated record.